GGUAUCGGGGAGAGUGGAUGUCAUGGACUAGAUUGGAACGUGCCUCCCAGUAUGCCCCCCCCCCCUUGCCCUGUAUGUUGGUAUCUCCCAAUCGGCGGCUGCCCGGUGGAACCUGGGGAGUCUCAUCCGCCAAGGAAAUAUAGAACAGUUUGAAACAAAAAUUGGUAGCUCCAAAACAUCUGCAAAGCAGGAGGCAGUAAUAAUACAAACCUGAGACUGAACUGGAAAAAGAAAAAAAGGAAUUACUCUGUGGCCUACAAUGACAUUUGCAGAAAUCAGUGAGAAGAUCUUCUGAUAAUCUACAACUUAAUUAUAGAAAAGGGCUGUGCUGCCCAGUGGGCAGCAGCCUUGCCUGACCCGGAAGAAUGAGAAGGAAUGUACCCAUUUAUCUUGUGGCACUUUCUGUGGUCGCAGUAAUGGGGUAUCCCUCUAAAGGGGCUGCUAUGGAUUUGGAUGCCACGCCUCGGAUGACAGUUGUCUAUAACGAUUUGACUUCUGCGAGGCAUUUUAGCAGUAAUGCUCAGAAUUAUACCACCCUCUUACUAGAAGACGAGAAAGGAAUUCUUUAUGUAGGAGCCAGAGGGGCUAUAUUUUCCUUAAAUUCCACCAACAUUGCUGAUGGCUCCCAUCAUAUAAUAGAUUGGAAGGUCUCUCCUGAGAGGCGGGCAGAAUGCUUGAAAAAAGGCAAAAACAACAAGACAGAAUGUUACAACCAUGUCAGGCUUUUGCAGCGACUAAAUGCAACGCAUCUGUAUGCCUGCGGCACAUUUGCCUUUCACCCACUCUGCACCUACAUUGAUACCAACAAGUUCACACUGCCUACUCACUUUGAGGAAGGGAAGGAAAAAUGCCCAUAUGACCCUGCCCAUGGCUACACAGGGCUCAUUGUAGAUGGCAGUUUGUAUACAGCGACACGUUAUGAAUUCCGCAGCCUACCAGACAUUAGACGCAACCGGCAGCAGCGGAUUCUGAAAACUGAAGAAUCCCCCCUACACUGGCUAAAUGCAGAUGCUGACUUUGUGGCCUCGGUGCUGGUCAGGGAGAGCAUGGGGAGCUACCUGGGGGAUGAUGAUAAGAUCUACUACUUCUUCACAGAGCGAGCUGGAGAGGAGAGUGCCUCGAUAUUUGACAAGACACAAGUGCCCAGGGUAGCAAGGGUGGCUCGAGUGUGUAAGAAUGAUAUUGGUGGUAAGAAGAUUCUCCAGAGAAAAUGGACGUCCUUCAUGAAAGCAAGGCUGGCCUGCUACAUUCCCUACUAUGAGAUCCUCAAGGAUGUUUACAGCUUGAAUAAUGGUGACUGGAGAAGCACUGUCUUCUAUGCAGCAUUCAGCUUAUCAGCACAAUGGAGGAGCAUGGAGGUGUCUGCUAUAUGCCGAUACAACAUCUCUGAGGUACGGACAGCUUUCCAAGGGACAUACAUGGAAUACCAGGACUCCUCCCGCAAAUGGUCCCAAUACAACGGGGAAGUGCCAGCACCCAGACCAGGAGCAUGUAUUAACAAUCGUGCUCGCAAGGCUGGCUACAACACCUCCCAGGACUUGCCCAACAGCGUGCUGGAUUUUAUCAAACUUCAUCCACUCAUGUAUGAAGAAGUGAAACCUGUAGAUGGGGCUCCUCUGUUGGUGAAGAAAAAUGUGAUCUACACUCAGGUUGCAGUAGACAGAGUCCGGGCCCUUGAUGGGAAGGUGUAUGACAUGCUCUUCCUGGGAACAGGUAACGGCAGGAUACAUAAGGCUGUAGUCCUUGGUUCCAAAGUCCACAUCAUAGAGGAUAUCCAGGUCUCCAGAGUUCCCCAGCCUGUGGAGACCCUCAUCAUUUCAAAAAAGCAGCGGAGUCUGUACAUAGGAACCCGGAGUGGAGUCCUGCAGUUGCCAUUGUCUAACUGCAGAAGAUAUAUUUCCUGCUUCGAUUGUAUCUUGGCCCGGGAUCCUUACUGUGGCUGGGAUGGCGAGAAGUGCCGAGAACUAGCUGAAACGCCGGAAAGGUCCAGGAUGAUCCAGGAUGUGCUGCGUGGCAACAUGGGCUGCUUGAAUAACUCUUCCCAGGCCACACCUGUGCAGAAGAACCGGACAGUGCUGCGUGGAGAUGAUGUGCUUCUGCCUUGCGAGCAGACGUCCAACCUGGCACGGGCAAUGUGGCUGGUGAAUGGCACAGAAGUGCUGACUGAGGAUGGGCAGGGCCACUUUCGCAUGGGGGUGGAUGGUCUGCUGCUGACAGGCACACAGCUUGAGUUCAGCGGGGAGUACCAAUGCUAUGCUGAGGAGAAUGGGCUCCAGGCCUUAGUGGCUUCUUAUGUCCUCUCUGUGCUGCCUGAGCAGCUAGUACCACAGCUGUCCCCCACGAUGCCCCAGCAAUCCUGGUAUUCACCCAGCUCUGCUAAUGGGGACGGAAAAUUUAUCUACAUUGCAGUCAUCACAGUGCUGGGGGGCUUGUGCUUUGUGUUGAGUGUAGUGCUCCUCUACGUUUCCUGCCUGCAGAAGCGAAAAGGUAAAUACAGUCUCGGUGUCCCCCAGGCCUCCAGCGUGGAGCUGCAGACUGUCUCUUCUAACUGCAUGGGCAAAGGCAGCCCGGAGGAGGAAGAGGAGGAUGACCUGGGCAUCUUUCCUGAUGGCUGCCUCCAGAUCAUCCCUGGGGAAGCCACUACGCUGUCUUCGCCGUCCAAGGAGGCACCCCCCGCGCCACCCCCGCCCCCUCCUCCACUGCCUGCUGAAUUCACCAACGGCAUCCCUACCUUGCCCAACAUGCUGCGUAAGAUGAACGGCAACAGCUACAUGCUCCUGAGGCAGAACGAGGAGCCGUGCACUUCACCGCUCUACAACUCCUUUACCGAGGAGCUGAGCAAGAUCCUGGAGAAGCGGAAACACACACAGCUGGUAGAAAAGCUGGAUGAGAGCUCUGUGUAGGGGAGGGUCCCAGGGAGCCCACUUUGAUGAACUGACCCUUCAAAGCCCUCUGUGAUUCCCGCUCCCCCUUCCAAAAGAACCAGUGUUACGACUCAGCAACUACCUCCGGAGCGGCCCUCCGGAGCCGCCACAGACUCCGCUCUCAUUUUGUUCUGUUUUGUUUUUGGUUGUUGUCUUUUUGUUGCCGUUGAUUGUUUUGUUUUCCAAUUGCUGUACAAAGAAAGAAAGAAAUCUAUUUAAAUGGGAAUUAUAUUUAUAUAUAAAACAAUAAUCGAUAAACAGGAGCCACAGCGAUCUGUUGGGUUUGUUGGGAGGACUCUACCGUGCCUCUUGGAGCAUGCCUGAAUGCAAAAUUGGUUUGGAUGGAGAAUCAAACUGGGUGGCGGGGGAGAGAGAGUUCUGUCGACAGGUUUUCCAGCAAUGAGGGAGAAGAUGCUUGGCUGAGAUUUCAUGAGGAAGGUAGCAGACUUAUUUAUAAGGCCCAGAUUACCACCUUCUCUAAAUCAGUUCUUAUUAUUAGAUCAUGUUUCGAAUAUAUUUAUAUCAGAAGUGAACAAGUGUGGCUCUCCAAAUGCUGAAUGUCAAUUCCCAUAAUUCCUUAUCAUUGACUGUGCUUCUCAUUGCUUCUGGGAACUGUAGGAUCUAAUGUCCAUGAAUAACGUCUAGAAAUGUAAGUGCAGCUUACAGGUCAUAGGCUUUUGAUUUACACCAUUCUGGUGAAAAACAAGAGAGGGGAUUCAAGAGCUCAGAAUUACCAGCCUUUCUUGGUGUGUGUGAAGCCCAAGGAAACAGUGCCCAUGCCAGAAUUUGAGUUAUGAUCUAAGCAAGGGAACAUGUGACCCUCCAGAUGUUGGGACCCAGCUACUAUGAUUUCUCACCUCUGAGGGCUCGAUGGGAGCUGCAGUGCAAUAGUUUUGUUGAGAGUGAUGUGUUUGAUCUGCUUUUUCUAGACCUCCUACAAGGAUUGUAGCAAAACACUGUUUGAAGGUCUUCAGAAGUUUUUUUUUUCCAAGCCUUAUCUUUUCUGGUGUCUAAGAACCGUUUUGCUGUUCGCCUCUUUAUGAAUUGUCAUCAUUUCUCACAAUUGGAUUGCGAUUCCCUUGUUUCACUGGAGGAAAGAGUUGAAACUGACAUCUUUCAAAGUUCAAAGGCACAGCUAUGGAUUGGUAAGAGAAAUAUCUGUGAGAGGGCUCAGAAGUUCCCUAGGACACUGCUUCUUAAACUAUGGGCCUAGACUUCAAGUCUGGUCAAAGAAAAUGGGAAAUGCAAAAAAAUUGGUAAUGGUAAAAUACCUAGUGAUUGUUUUAGACAUUUACACAAAUCUGUCAGCAACGAUGUGCAGUGUUUACAGUGGAUUCUGUAGAAAAUGCUUCAGAUGUUCUUGUUGAGCAAGCGUUGUAAAUACUGAUUUAUUAUCAGUAAAUGUUUGAUUUUAUAUCUAUUUUAUAUACUUAUAUACCUCGGUCCACGUAGAAUUUCUCAAAUGGGAAGUGGUUGUGAGUGGAAAAAGUUUAAGAAGCCCUGCCCUAGGGCAUCUUUUGGCUGCAGUUACCCCCAUUCCUUGUUAACAUAGCUAAUGAAUGAUGGGAGAUGCAGUCCAACAUCUGGAUAAGGUCCACAUGUUCUCCACCCUUGCCCUGAAACAGCAAUAUGGAACCUUUUCACCCUAAGGGCCUAAGUUAAUUUCAGAGAACUUCUCAGGACUUUGUUCUACUGGUGGUUGGGUCCAAAAGCAACAUGAUGGGACCAAUAAUACCAGCAUAUUUUUAAUAAUAAAGGAACAACUAAGGCUUGGGCGAGGCAUUUCAACUUUUUAAAUUGGACAGGGGGAAGCCACACAAAAACUGGAAAGCCACUGACAAUGGUGUGAUGUAGAAAGGAGAAACUGUGAGGGUUGGAUUCAGCAUUGGAGCCUGAGGUUCUUCUCUGCUCCCCGGUGCCCUAUCCAAAAUGCCAGAAACAUAUAGUUAUGUGUCCAUAUAGCUGAACAUCAGUCUUCAUUGUUCAGAGUUACUAGUGCAUAAGAAAUGCUAGGUCUGUAAUGAGAAAGCAGCAAGUUGAAGACAGAGAUCCUAAUGUGAUAUGGGCCAGUUAUAACCUGGUAUAAAAGUCCCUCCGAAUUUAAUUCAUCAGCAAUAUGGGCACUAAUAAUGCUAAUCCGCCUUACGGUGUUAUAAGGUUUUCUGAGAUAAUCUGUGUUGAGCGCUUAAGAAAGGUGCAAUAUAAAUACUAACUUAUUGUCAA
This is a messenger RNA of Anolis carolinensis (green anole), 5147 nucleotides long. RefSeq names its product semaphorin 4G (gene sema4g). The transcript is spliced from 16 exons. Bases 366 to 2903 code for a protein of 845 amino acids. Gene Ontology annotation, molecular function: semaphorin receptor binding; chemorepellent activity. The record is from RefSeq and is a predicted model, not a curated record. Gene Ontology annotation, biological process: neural crest cell migration; axon guidance; negative chemotaxis. Gene Ontology annotation, cellular component: plasma membrane. Lineage: Eukaryota; Metazoa; Chordata; Lepidosauria; Squamata; Anolidae.